AUGGUUUUCGAAUUGCAAACCGUCAAAGAGGACCUUUCCUUGCUGCAGAACUUUGACCCAUCUGUCGUCGAGGAAUUCUGCAAAAUCGCUGCCCAAAGCGGGCAACACAGCACUAAUGAACGCGUACUUUCCGGUGCGGGUUCCCGCUUGGGUGUCGAUCCCAAAAUCGUUGGAAAAGCCAUCGAUGCAUUACUUUUCCUUGCGGAAGAAACCACUAAAAGUCGAUCAGACGACGUUGGAAUCGAGAAUUAUGUUAGAGCCCUGGGAAUUGAUGAUGAAGAAAAUAUUAGAAGGAUUGUAAGCUUUUGCCUAUCUCAGACGACUUCUUUUCGGAGAGUAUUGGAGAAACAAAAAGCAUGCGUGGAUGUGUUGCCGAAAUUCCUCGGGUUCCAGUGGAGGUUGCAAGUUCCAGUUGCGUCUCGACUUAACCAUGCUGCUGUUGGCAAUCCUGUGAUACUCCUGAGACUAGUGACGACUGCGGGGGACUUGGAAGAAUUCAAGGCGGGAAUAACGGAAAGGGCGGAAGAUUUCAUUAAGCAUGGGUUUGCGAAACGCAUCAUAUAUCUCAAUGAACUGAUUGGAAGCCCUGACUUCAAUAUUGACGUUUCCGAUGUUAUAUCGGAUUUAAAUAUUCCUGUUCCUUCGGAUUCACCCCUGGAUGAAGAGUCAAACUGCGAAGAGGCUGAGGUUUCUGAUGAUUUGUCGUGUUGUAAAAUCUAUAUUUUACCAAAUGGUCCUGCUCCGUGCAAUACGAAGUUGGUUGAUUUGAACGAGAAGCUGAAACCGAUUUUAAUCCAACUUCUGGAUGAAACAAAUUUGGAUGGAAAUAACUUCGGCGUCAGUAUCCAAAUUGAUGCCAUAGAGGUUAUUCGCGAAAUUGAAACUCAGAUCAGUCAGAUUUAUACAAAGAUUUCCAACUACCACGUGAAACGAGCAGCUGCUACGGCAAAGGUCAUGAAGCAUCCUCAGUUGGAAGAUCUGCGCCGAGUCGUCGAAGAAGUGGAUGAAAAGCAUUAUCGGCACUUGCGAAGGUCACUAAUAGUGUCUCGCGACAGUUACGCGGAGUUGCACGAUACCAUCGCAAAAAAUUUGGAAAAAAUCAGAGCUCCCUUGAAUUCCCGGCUUCACGACAUGUACUGA
Notodromas monacha is the source of this 1140-nucleotide messenger RNA. The record is from the annotation of a GenBank genome assembly. Lineage: Eukaryota; Metazoa; Arthropoda; Ostracoda; Podocopida; Cyprididae.